AUGACCAAGGGUCAGCAGGAUUUCGAGCGCAUUGUUGGCUUCUACAAACAGGCUGACCGUCGCCGGCCACUCAGUCGGCCCUCGAGCGUUUCUCGCGACGGCCGUUCGCUCUUUCCGGCUCCUCCUGCUCUUCCGAUCAGUGCCAUGAUAGCCCUCGUCCUCUUCCUAUCGCUGCCUCCAGUUUCUCUUCAAAACCCUCAGGAUGUCCGUUUUUUUCAUGAAUUAUUGUUUCUAGUCUUGAAAGCUGAAAUUUUUCGGUUUGUGAAUGCGUAAAUUCGUAGGAAUUGUUUUUCGAAUGUUCUCAUUAAGUGAAAGACCAUGGAUAACUCAUGCAAUUGUAAAAUAGCAAACACAAUCAUUAAUGGUCUCGAGGCGAGAAUUCUCAGUUCUAUUUGUAUUUUUUGAGGUCGCAUAAGGCUUACUGGCGGAAAGAAAAAAAACAUUUCUCCUCAGAUAUUUAUGGUCUGAAAUUUUAAAAAAGGAUAUGAGCGCAUAAAUUGUUGAGACUCAGCAUUGACCCAAAAAAACCUCUAUUAAAACAAACGUGGAGAAAAAAAUGAUAACUGAGAACUUUUUUUAUUUUUUUAUUUGAAAGAAAAAAAGUUAAAAUUCAACCUCAUUAAUUUUUUUAAGGGAAAAAUUUAAUUUUUUUCAGUGUCAUUUCAAAUUUAUUUUUUUCAUUUCGUAAACGGGUCUUUAUAAAAAGUUUUCUUCAGUGUUAAAAAGGCCUGAUCAUCUGGUGGAAAGAAAAAAAGUUCCCGGAAUGAUAUUAUUUUUUUGACUUAUUUAAAAGGCCCAGAUCUAAAAAUAGUCACUGCUCAGGCUCAUAGGCAAAGCAGCAACGAAAAAAAAGUCUAAAUUAUUGAAAAAAAUUAAUCAAAGAUUAGAAUGUAAUGAUCUCUUUUUCAAACAUUUGGGCGAGGAGAAAAAGAAACAGACGUCGAGAGCCCUUCUGUGUUAAUGGAAAAAAACGGUCUUGAAAAAAAUAUGAUUAUUUUUAAGCCUCUUCCAGUACUUUUACCAUCCGCCUCUUCUGGAAUCGCAAGUUAUGGAUCUAAUUCAAGAGUAAUAACUAUAAAUACUUUUCCUCAACCACUUUUUUUUUCUCAGGGAGAAGAAGUUGAUUCGAUCGACUUGUACGAGACGGAGGCCCCUGAAUUUGGUGUCGUCAACCCUUUGAUUUUUCCCCCAGUUCCAACUGUUAGUUUUCAUACUUUUGAAAUGUUUUUUUAUUUUAAUUAACAUUUAUGUUCAGGAUGGCGGAGAUUACGGAGCAAUUCCAGACACGCUACCUCCUCCGGAACCGACACUGGCGCCUGAGAAACCGGACAAUUCCUAUGCAAUCAAUUAUUGUGACAAGGUAUCAGUGAUGAUUAUCUCCAGGGACAAUAAUUAUGGAACUGAAGACUGAAUUUCCUGACGAGUUGCUCGAAUCCUAUGGUCUUGCCCGAGCUGAUUACUUUGUCUACAACACUUCCUGCUCUCACGUCUUCUUUCAGGUACACUUUGAAAGCGUUGAUUCUGGGCUUGAACAAGUUUUUUAAAUGUAACAAAUUUAGCGAAACCGGGUCACAAACUAAAACUUUUCUUCGUACAAAGAGGUACAGUGAUAAGCUGGAAAACCUGGAAAUCGCUUUGAAAAAAUCUAUUGACUUUAGAUUCGUUUUAAUUUUAAAUUAUGACAUUUAAAAGAUCUUCUUGAUUAGAAUUCAGCUUUUCAGUGCUCAAUCGGACAGACUUUCGUGCUCAAAUGCUCUUCAGAAGAUCAAGCCUUCGACAGCUCUACCGUUAACUGCAAUUUCAAAAAUGCUGUCAAAAUCUGUCCGGAGUACGAUCACGUCAUGCACUGCAGUUGGUCGUUUUUGAUAGCGAUUAUGACUCUGAAUUGCAGCGGUCAAGGAGACGUGCACCGAGAACGAAUUCGCGUGUUGUGCUCUGCCGCAGACCUGCGUGCACCUCAGCAAAAGAUGCGACGGCCAUCCGGAUUGUGCCGACGGAGAAGACGAAAACAACUGUCGUAAGUAUUCAACCAGAUUUUGGCAUUAAUGCAUUUUCUCAAAGUCUGUCAAAUCUUUUUUAAACUAGUGUAUAGAAUCAUAAAUAUUGAAUUCUACAGCUUCAUGUGCGAGAAACGAAUUCGCCUGUGUGAAAAGCGGGAAAUGUAUCGAGGCGACGAAGCGAUGCGAUGGCGUUGCCGACGAUUGUUUCGACGGAAGCAACCUCGAUGAGAUCGGCUGCAGCCGCAACACUAGUUCGUUUCCUUUAAUCUCGACGGUUUCUAUUAAAAUUUUCAGCCUGCGUCGGGAAGUUCAUGUGCGACUUGUCCCGUGGCGGCACCUCCUGUAUUGAGUGGCAGCAGCACUGCGACGGAACUAAAGACUGUCUCAUGGGAGAAGAUGAAAUCAAUUGCCGUCUGUUGUGAAAAUUUUUUUGAGCUGUAAUCAAGCUUUCAGGUCAAGAAGAACGAGCCAAGUAUCUUCUUUGUGAGAAUCAAAAGCAGUCGGUCACGAAGACUCAGUGGUGCAACGGCGAAAAAGACUGCGCCGACGGAUCCGACGAAAAAUACUGCUACUAA
This is a messenger RNA of Caenorhabditis auriculariae, 2575 nucleotides long. Lineage: Eukaryota; Metazoa; Nematoda; Chromadorea; Rhabditida; Rhabditidae. The record is from the annotation of a GenBank genome assembly.